AUGGAGGGGAUCGUGAGGAGCUACGAAGCUCAGAUACUGAACUACGAAGGGGCGGACCCUCUGGAGCCGUGGGACAGGUACGCACAGUGGGUAGAAGGAUGUCUUCCCCUUCAAGAAAAAGAAACCCGUCUGCCCACUCUCCUGGAAGAACUUGUGAAGGUCUUUUUAAACGACAAGAGGUACCACCAGGAUCCAAGAUUUGUUAACUACUGCAUUAAGCUGGCAAAGUUCAUCAGUCCUCCUUGCCAGUAUUUUGACUACCUGUAUGGACAGGGAAUUGGUGCAAAGGCAUCUAAUUUCUAUGUUGCUUGGGCUCAGCAGCUUGUAAAUGAAGGUAAUGUGCAGUGUGCAGCAGCUGUCCUUCAGAAAGGACUUCACAACCAGGCACAGCCACAAGAGAACUUGCAACAGCUAUACUGCCUUCUGCAGAGUUACGAUCAUGGGAAUCCUCCUUUGCAAGAUGCUCCUGUUAUAAAACCACUUCAAACUUCACAUGCUGCAAAUCAAAUGACUCCUCGAAAAGGUGUUUCGAAUCUUAAUGACCAAGUGUAUGCUUGCAAAAAUCAGGGUCCUGAUUCUGCUGCUGCUCAGUCCUAUUCCUCUGGUGGAAGAGAAGAAGUAAAGUAUGUUACAUACAUCUCCAAAUCUGAAGUUCUUCCUAAGUCGUCCUCUGCUGUUGUGGAAUGUGAGCAGAUUGCAAUGUACAACAAAAAUCUGCUUGUAUGUGAAGGAUCUGAACUUUCGUUUGAGGAGCUGAGAGCCAAGAGAUAUGUCAAGAAACGCAACCGCCUCAGAAGACAGCAAGAAUGGGAAGAAGGGGAGAAAAACUCCUUAAGGAAGAAAGAAUCAUCUGUGCUUGAACUGCAAGCCCUGGAGCAGAAGCUGGAACAGCUUACCCAUAUCACCAAAAGCUUGGAGAGAGCUAGACUGGAACCAGCAUCUACAACAUCAUCUGAAUCAAAUGAGAUGGUGGUGUAUCCACUUGUGAUACCCAGUGCAACUCUAGAGCAGAACCAGAUGGCACCUUGUCAAAGUUCAUGUCUGCAAAACAUGUGAGAUCUGGUGCCAGACUGGCCUUCACCAAGUAUUUUAUCCACUGCUCUCUCACUCCAGUCAGGGAAGCCCAUGGAACACCAGAUGGCAUCAACCUCUCUGUGUGAAACAACACAUAAGAAGAAUGCAGCCAAAACUCAGCUGGGGCUUGGAGAACUCCAGAAGAGUUUGUUGCACCCUCCAUUCAGUAAUGUUUCAGCUCAGGAACAGGCACAUCCUGACUCAGCUCUGAAUUUGAGCUCUGGAGAACAGCACCCUAACAAGACAGCUGCUGGAUUAACUGCUUCUGUGGGUGUGAAAGAAGUAUCUAGAGGUGGAAAUUCUUCUUUUGCUUCUCACACUACCCCAAACACCUCAUUGGGAGGAGCGAUGCAGGCAACGCCAUUCAAAGUGCAGCCUUCACCUACAGUCCAUACAAAGGAAGCAUUGGGAUUUCUCAUGGAUGUAUUUCAGACACCCAUCUUGCCUGAGUCAUCUCUUAAUGAAAGUGAGGAUCAAUUUGAAGUCUUCUGCAAAAACAAGCCUGAUGGAACUCUGAAACUUAAUAUUGUUGCCCCUGUCACACCUGCAUUUUCUGUCUUUGAAGAUGAGAAUGAAAAAGAGAACAGUAGGAUCCCACAGCAUAAAAAUAAGCCAGAGGAACCCAGAACUACUGGAGAAUGUCCUUUGACUGACUCUACACGGGGUACAGAAGAAGAAGCAGGAACACCAGAGUUCUUGCAGGAUGAUUAUACAGUGUGGAAUGUACCAAGCAAUAAUAAAACGUUAGCUCCUAGUCCGAACAACACGAGAGACUUUGCGCGAGCUGCCCAGCUUGUAUCGACGCCGUUUAAUUACCUCUCGGCACACUCACGGCAGACUGCGGAGGACAAAGCCUGUGGAGAUGGCUUGCCAAAAAUGGAUUUGGAGUUUUCUGAAGAACUGCACCAGCAGUCAAAAGCUAAGAAGCUCAGCCCUGUUCUUGAACGUGUUGCAGAACAAGGAGAGCUGCAAGGAAAUGGAAUUCAAGGAAUUGUUACAGCUCCUUCUCAAAGAUUACCUGAGCAGACUGUCGUGAGCGGAACUGAGUAUUCCUCCUCUCUGAGGGUGGACAAAGCUUCCCAUGAAAAGCUGUCUGUAGCUGAGCAGGACAGGACAGCCCAAAGCGUUAGACCUGCAGUACUUGUUGAGAAUCCUUGGGAUAAGGAAUUGAUUUCCAAAUUCCUGUCAGAGCUUCCCAAACCACUCCACACCUAUACCAGUUACUUUGAAUGGAAAUCCUCUCUUCCACCCAUCAUACUGAAGGCUGAACUCCCACUGGGUUCCAACUCAUUCCAUGUAGACUGCUUGGUAGGAGAAGGAGCUUUUGCCCAAGUCUAUCAAGUUUCCAUACUGGAUGCAAGUAACCCUAGAAACAAUCAGAAAGCAAUAUGCAAGGUCCAGAAGCCUGCCAACCCUUGGGAGUUCUACAUAGCAACACAGCUGCUGGAAAGGCUUGAUCCAAGUGUACACCAUCUCUACAUCCACUUUUAUUCUGCUCAUUUCUUUAAUAAUGGCAGCAUUUUGGUUGGUGAGCUCUACAACUAUGGAACAUUGCUGAAUGCCAUCAACAUUUACAAAAAGCUUCCUGAGAAAGUGAUGCCUCAAGCACUUGUUAUCUAUUUUGCUGUAAAAAUUCUUUAUAUGGUAGAAGAGCUCCACAGCUGCAAAAUCAUUCAUGGUGACAUUAAGCCUGACAAUUUCAUCCUUGGAGAAAGGUUUCUGGACAAUGAUACAUGUGACAUAGAUGGUCUUUCCCAUGGCUUGACCCUCAUUGACCUGGGCCAGAGUAUAGACAUGAAACUUUUCCCUGAAGGAACGGCAUUUACUACAAAGUGUGAAACAUCUGGGUUUCAGUGCGUUGAAAUGCUGACACAGAGACCGUGGAACUACCAGACAGACUACUUCGGCAUUGCAGCAACGGUCUACUGCAUGCUUUUUGGUUCCUACAUGCAAGUGAAGAAUGAAAAUGGUGUCUGGAAGCCUGGGGGAACCUUCAGAAGGCUUGCCAAUGCUGAACUGUGGAAAGAGUUCUUUGAGAGCAUGCUGAACAUCCCCAGCUGCCACAGCCUGCCUUCUCUAGGAGCUCUGCGCCAAAGGCUGAAGGACCUAUUCUGCAAGUCAUAUGCGAAGGAGAUCAAGUUCCUUCGGAACAGGCUCGUUGUGCUGCUGAUAGAGCACAAACGCUCACGGAAGUGA
Indicator indicator is the source of this 3270-nucleotide messenger RNA. RefSeq names its product BUB1 mitotic checkpoint serine/threonine kinase (gene BUB1). Gene Ontology annotation, biological process: meiotic sister chromatid cohesion, centromeric; mitotic spindle assembly checkpoint signaling; protein phosphorylation. The transcript has 25 exons. Gene Ontology annotation, molecular function: protein kinase activity; ATP binding. The record is from RefSeq and is a predicted model, not a curated record. NCBI's taxonomy places the organism in Eukaryota, Metazoa, Chordata, Aves, Piciformes, Indicatoridae.